AUGUUUCCUGGUCGCGGGAAGCGUGAGCUCCACGCUCCCUGGCGCGGUCGAGGCCCUCGCAAUAACACCAACCAGCCUACUACACCCUUCGUGAACAACAACUUGGGCGGCGGUGCUCCAAUCCACUCGUCUACCUCUGCGAGUUCCUCCAUGUCGCGCUUUGGACAGACGACUACCAAGGCCAACAAAUUGCAGACCACUGAGGAUUCCGAUUCCAGUGAUACGGAUACUGGAGGCGCUCCCCUCCGACCUGCCUCAAUCAUCAGUCGCAUUGUCCAAAAAGCCAAAUCCCCUCUUUCGGCGGAUAUCAAGGGCAAGAAUGUCGUCCCUGCCAAUAGCCACAACGAGCCCAAGGCCUUGCUAUCCAAUCCUCAGGCAGACCAGACCACUACCAACACAAUGACUCCCCAGACUCCUGGUCAGCCCACCACGCUUGACAAGCCUCUUGGUACCAACGAACUGUUGGAAAUGAUUCGCAAGUCCAAGCCCGAGUUUUUCGACGGGGAGUCCGAGCUGAGCAUGGGUGCAAAUCUUUCUCGAAGCCAGACUUUUACAGAUGGUUUCAUCAACGAAGCCUCGACCAGCGACACCCAUACUCAGCCUCAAACUGUUGGUACUGGUGUUGCUCAAUCUCGCUGGGGUCCUGCCACGGUUCAGCAAGCUGUACCGCCAGUGCUGCAUCGCAAUACUCUUCGUUCAUCCCGCACCGAGCCCUCCAUCGGCGAGUUGAGCAUGACUACCACCGACACAACCGAAGGCACCGUCUAUCAGGGAGGCAUGGGCUUCAUUUAUGGUCAUCAGGAACAAUCCUACGACAAUGAUGCCUGGGAUGCCAAUGCCAACCCGGCCGACAUGGCUCAGAACAUUCAAGAUCAGAUUGAUUACAUUCAGCGUAUGCAUGAAGCCUUGCAGAGUAAUAUUGAGCGUUCUCAAAUGGCCUUGCAGAACAAUGCUCCUCAACAGAUGCAGUCGAAUGUCAAUGAUGGUCCUUUCGGCAACAAGAACCAUGUUGUGAACCACCGUCGAACUCAGACAGCAGUGGGCCCUCGAUCUCGCGUGGCACCCAGAGCGCUCAUGUCUGUACCAGAGGUCGACCGAGAAGUGACUCCUAGACCCCGGGGCCACCCUCAAAAAUGCCAGUUGAUUGUGGCUCCUCAGAUGGCCGUUCAGGCUCCCGUCCAGACUCCCGCUCAGCAGGAUGUUGGUGGUCGCUCAGAGGCACUCGACGAGCUACUCAGCUAUGACACUCAGACCCUAGCUAACGUUAUGCUGGAGCCGCGCAUGUUCCCCUUUGUCGAGAACAGCAGUCUCUAUACUAACAAGCGCAAGGAGGCUGGUGUCCUCAAGAUCACAAACUGUCCCUUCAGUGUUAGCCGCAAUGAAAUCAUUGCCAUCUUUGGACGUGCCAUGCGUCUUUUGAACGAUAACGAAGAGCCCAUUCAUAUCAUUCUCGAAAAGGUUACAGCCAAGACGCUCGAUGCUUAUGCCGAGUUUGAGACCCCGGCCGAUGCUCUCAGGGCCCUGGAACGUAUCCAGGAGAACAUUGCCCAUAACCGACCUCCUCGUAUUGGCAGUCGUAUCGUCAAGGUCGAGUUCUCCAACCAGGCUGCCUUGAUGAGCGACAUUUUCCCUGUGGCUCAUGGUGUCACCUGGCAGGGAUCGCACCCAAUGAUUCGCACGGAUUCUCCUUAUCCCAUUGACAACUUCAAAUGCUUCACCAGCGAGGAGGAGAACCUGCAGCUCAGUCGACACUUUGAAUGUUACGGACGUACUCCGUUUUCGCGCGACUGCCCGGAGCGCUUCAUCGAGGCCAUGAUCUCGACUCUGAAGAAGAUGCCAUGGUACAUGACCAAGUUCAUCACCAUCCACCAGCAGCAUUACAUAUUUGAGUCCUGCCAGAACCUCAUGUGCACCUUGCUCGAUGAGUUGACGUCUCAUUUCUAUCCGUAUGCUCCCCGCCGCCCUGGCUUUGAGCGGCUUACGGAACAGCUUUGGCAGCGCUUCAUCGAUGCAAUCAUGAAGUGCCCGGGCUUCACCAUUGUUCAGAAAGAUAGCAUGGCUCUCAUAGUGGGCAUGGAGGAGGCCGACAAGCGCCGCUACAACCUGCCGCGCUGGGCCGAGUCUUGGACUCAUUUGUAUUCACUUAGUCCCAAGCCGGGCACGCCCUUGGACCUGCUUGAAUUCUACAUUCAUGUCUUGCGCGUUGAGAGCACUCGAGCCGUUCAGAACGAACCCAUCAAUGUCAAGGUCCAGCUCGCCGAGCUCGCCGAGCAGACCGACCCCUAUUUCGGUUACUUUUGGCGCGAGAUCAACUAUCCCACGGGUCCCGCCUUUGACGAAAUGACGCUGCAUCACGCCGCCAAUCUCGAAUGGGGCGCCAUGGAUCGCAUCAUUCGCCGCUUUCUGCAGAAUGCCCAGCAGAAUGGCAACAGCUUCUCCAGUGGCAUUGAUGCCUGCCACAACUAUAGUCCGCACAAUGGUUAUAGCAGUCGUCAGAUUACCAAUUUGCUGAUGGAGUAA
Messenger RNA from Pestalotiopsis fici W106-1, 2520 nucleotides. RefSeq lists its product as uncharacterized. The transcript has 5 exons. Gene Ontology annotation, molecular function: nucleic acid binding. NCBI's taxonomy places the organism in Eukaryota, Fungi, Ascomycota, Sordariomycetes, Amphisphaeriales, Sporocadaceae. Bases 1 to 2520 code for a protein of 839 amino acids. The record is from RefSeq and is a predicted model, not a curated record.